Molecule: messenger RNA, 3486 nt
Organism: Anoplophora glabripennis (Asian longhorned beetle)
Lineage: Eukaryota; Metazoa; Arthropoda; Insecta; Coleoptera; Cerambycidae
Gene: Efa6
Product: PH and SEC7 domain-containing protein 2
Exons: 15
Coding region: 68-3169 (1033 amino acids)
Biological process (GO): regulation of ARF protein signal transduction
Molecular function (GO): protein binding; guanyl-nucleotide exchange factor activity; phospholipid binding
Source: RefSeq, a predicted model, not a curated record
UAUGUGUCGACAAGUAGUGUAUCCUCUGUAAAGUGCGUGUUUUUUUUCAAAUCAAUGAUAGCCGAUCAUGGCUGAGGAGUUACUAGUGGUACUUAAUCGCAGUGAGAACUCUGGAUUUGGAUUUUCCCUUCUAGGAGAGCCCGGCUUGCCACCCAUCAUCUACAAUAUCCUGGACGAUUCUCCAGCCGCUGAAAGCGGAGAGGUUGAAGUCGGCGAUGUGAUACUCAAAGUAAACGAGACAGAUGUCAUAAGAUUUAGUACGAAAGAGGUUUUAAAAUGUCUGCGGUUAUCAUCUGAUCCUGUCACGCUAAAAAUUAAACGCGAUCCCAAGAUAAAGGCGACUGUUCGAAAGCACCUGCUCUCUGUAAACACUACCGGCGAAGGCGACAAGACGACCAAGAUACCUGGAGUACACCACAAUUCCCCCAGGCCGGAACCAGCCGUCCACAAGGCCCACCACCAGCAUGGUCGGUUCGGGACGACCAACGGUAGCUGCGCGGAACAGGAGCCGCUCCUCGGCCGCCAUCAGGAAGCCCCAGAGGAAAACGAGAGACUGCAGUGGCAGCCGCUGGCAGCUAACGAGAAGUCCAAGGGACAGCCUAAGUUCGAGGCAUACAUGAUGACUGGAGAGCACAUACUCAAUAUCUCGCGCAUGCCUCAGACUACCAUUGUUCCGAAGCAACAGAAAAAAGUGGACAAUUUGAGGUAUCACAACAGCCACGCCCACCACUUACGCCAUCAGCAGCACAACUCAGUGCCAAACAGCCCAAACGAGAUGGACCUAGGCCACCGGGUGGGCGGCAAGUCGGGCCCCAACUCUGCCAGUACUUCCCCCGUCAGUGCCAACAAGAGGGAUCAGCACCAACAUUCCCCCGCAGAUCCCUACUCCUCCAACAAUUACGUACGGACGAGCCGGUCCGAGGACCAACUUCAAGGACAGCAGAACGACCUGUGCAGCGUCAGCGUCGCUAAUGCCGAAGCCGACGAGGACGUCACCAGCUCCCUCAAUACUCUCCUGGAUACUCGGCCCGAAUCAGCAGGCUGCACUAGUGAUAGUGACCGGAUAGUCUGGACAUACAACGCCCCCAUCUCCGACCACCACAAAUUCGCCCACACCCUCUCCAACGGCAGCAGUUCUUCUCACAGCAACAUCUCCCCGACAUCAUCCAGUCCCCUGCACUCAGGAUCCCCAGCCUCACCCACAUCAGUGUCUUCCUCUGUCAUGUCAAGUCAAUCGGGCUCUAGACGUGUACCCUUCUCUCUGCCAAACGGGCCCGCCGGUCAGCACACUGGGGACUACAGUGUAUCCGAGGCGGUUUCGAAUAUCUCCAGCCCCGAUUAUCGGGAUGACGACAGUGUCGGCAUCAGGGACUGUGUUAUGGAAAUUAGUGAUCAUAGUGACAGCGACAGUACUUUGUUGGUGUCGGAACCGAGGCAGAGGUACGUGAGGGUGCAUGGGAACGCCGCGGGCACGGAUAGUGAUCAUCGUAUUGUGAUACAAGUGAAGGGACCUGAGAAGGACAGGGCUAAGCAGAGCGACAGUGCUUCUACGCUUAAGAGUGAACCAUGUGGAUAUCAGAUAUCAAGUGAUUCGACUCUAGAAGGUGAUUACGAAGAGGAGAGCGUAAAGGAAGGUGCUAACAAGUCAUCCCCCUUAUCCUCGGAGGACGAGAGUGAUGUGGAAAGUCUUCACAGCUUCCAUUACUCACCAAAAGCAGUGGACAUGCCUUCGGCGAUCAGGUUGGCCAAGAGGUUGUAUAGUCUCGAUGGGUUCAAGAAAUCCGACGUUUCAAGACAUUUAAGCAAAAAUAACGAUUUCAGUAGGGCUGUGGCUGAGGAAUACUUAAAGUAUUUUAACUUCGAAAAAGAUACGUUAGAUAUAGCUUUACGAAAGUUCCUUAAACAAUUCUCUCUCACUGGUGAAACUCAAGAGAGGGAGAGAGUUCUCGUUCAUUUUUCUAAGAGAUAUUUAGACUGUAACCCGGGUUCAUUUAAUUCACAAGAUGCUGUUCACACUUUGACGUGCGCCAUCAUGUUGCUCAACACCGACCUGCAUGGCCAGAACAUCGGCAGGAAGAUGACGUGCAAUGAAUUCAUAGAAAACCUAGCCGGUCUCAAUGAAUGUGAAAACUUCCCCAGAGAGGUCUUGAAACAGCUAUACCACGCCAUAAAGAAUUACCCACUAGAGUGGGCACUAGACGAAGAGAACGAGGAAGCCAGUGCGCAGCCCCAGAUGAGGAACAAUGAAGCCGUGAAUUUGGGCGGAAACCCAUUCCUGGACGUUCCCAUCUCUGCCAAUGCGGUGGAGUACAAGAAAGGUUACGUCAUGAGGAAGUGCUGUUACGAAGCUAAUGCCAAAAGAAGCCUUUGCUGCAUUUUUCUAGCACCGUUUCACAAGCGUAGUUGGAAGAUGUUCUAUUGCACGCUGCGGGAUCUCGUAUUGUACCUACACAAGGACGAGAAUGGCUUCAGGAAGAACCAGAUGGGCGACAACCUGCAUAACGCCAUCCGGAUACAUCACGCUCUCGCCACCAAGGCAUCGGACUACACGAAGAAGCAGUACGUGUUCAGGCUACAGACGGCAGACCAAGCCGAAUAUCUAUUUCAAACUAGUGAUUCGAAGGAACUGCAGUCCUGGAUAGACACGAUAAAUUUCGUGUGCGCCAGCUUUUCGGCCCCGCCUUUGGAGGCAGCCGUCGGAUCUCAGAAGAAGUUCCAAAGGCCGCUCUUGCCAUGCAGCCAUACAAAGUUGAAUUUGAGAGAACAGCUGGCAGAUCACGAGGAGAGAGUAAUGAGACUGGAAGCUAUGUUGGACGAGCAUCGAAGGUCGCCCCCUGAAAAAGGUUCUAAAUCGCAGGUUGUACAGAAUUACAAGGAAAAAGAAGCUUAUUUAAAUUAUGAGCUAAAGCGUUACAGAACAUACUCGUACAUGUUGCGUUCGAAGAUGUCGCAGUACCCAGAGCUGGGUAUAAGCUUGGCGGAGAACAGCAUAGGUGAAGUUGACGAGGCCAGCGGCGGGGUGACGCUGAUGGACGGCGCCGUAGGAAUUGUGCCCCCUCCCAUACCGGACAGGCCGUCGCCCACAGUCAAUAGGUGUAGUUUUACUGUUGUGCACAUUACUUACUAUCCUGAUCAACAUUCUCUCUUCCCAAGGAAAGGUCCACAGUGAAAUUUGGAAUCGGCCGAAAAAUCAAAUGUUUUACUCCCCUAACAAAUGCCACUUGUGCAAUAGAAGACUCAUUGGAAUUUUAAAAAACUUUAAAAUUUACUUAGAAGAUAAGAAAAUGAAGCAUAGCAUGGUUAUCAAAAAUAUUAUAAGUAACUUAUAAUUUGCCAAAGAAAUUUAUUGUACAUUUUAUUAAAAUUAUGAUUAAAAACGAUGGUAUUGUGUCAUUAGCGUAUAUGCUUUUUUUCCACAUAAUAGAGCUUUUUGCUGAUUUUAUAUAUUUUCAUGUAUAUAUUGUAGCUUAUCUGUAAAUUUUUAUU